AUGGAAUAUGCGACUGAUGUCUUAAGAAGUUUAUUACUUAGACUAAUUGAUAAAUCAGUUAUGUCAAAGCAUCCACAUCUAAUGCUACGAAGAACUGAAUCUGUUGUUGAAAAAAUGUUAACCAAUUGGAUGGCACUCAACAUGUAUAAGUAUCUUAAAGAUUAUGCAGGGUCUUCUUUGUUUUUACUUUAUAAAGCCAUUAAACAUCAAGUAGAAAAAGGUCCAGUUGAUGCAUUGACAUAUGAUGCUAGAUAUAGUUUAUCAGAAGACCGUUUACUUCGAGAACAAAUUGAUCAUCGUGUUGUUAAUUUAUAUGUUAUGCAAGAUGAAUUAGAUGAUAAAGUGCAAUGUAAAGUCUUAGAUUGUGAUACCAUUAGUCAAGUUAAAUCUAAAAUUCUUGAUGCUGUUUAUAAAAAUACAGCAUUUUCUCUUAGACCAUCUGUUUAUGGUGUGGAUUUAGCAGCCAAUGAAACCCUUCCGCCAGCUGUUAAGUGGUUGUUUGAUUUGUUUGAUGAUGCUGCAAAAAAAUACAAUAUAAUUGAUCCAGAAGUUGUUCAUUCUUGGAAGUCCAACAGUCUUCCAUUGAGGUUUUGGGUGAAUUUCAUCAAAAAUCCAGAUUUCAUAUUUGAUAUUGACAAAACUCCUACAGUAGACUCUUGUUUGUCAGUUAUUGCUCAAACAUUUAUGGAUUCAUGUUCAACUUCUGAUCAUAGAUUAGGCAAAGAUUCACCAUCAAAUAAACUUCUGUUUGCAAAAGAUAUACCACAGUACAGAGAGACUGUAUUAAGAUUUUAUAGCGACAUUCAAAAAUUACCUCAAAUAACUGAUCAAGAACUAAGCACAACUAUGCAACAGUUAUCUGUUUCACAUUUUGGCCAAUUCCACAUAGUUUCUGCUUUGAAAGAACUGUAUAUUUAUGCUUCUAAAUAUAAUGAUGCAAUUUUGGAUUCAUUAGAGAUGGAUCCUUAUUGUCAAAAAAUUAAUCUCAGUCAUAAAUUAAAUAAAGUGGCUGGGACACUUGAAGGUGAUGAAGCGGCCAUAUGCUGA
Molecule: messenger RNA, 1047 nt
Organism: Macrosiphum euphorbiae (potato aphid)
Lineage: Eukaryota; Metazoa; Arthropoda; Insecta; Hemiptera; Aphididae
Source: the annotation of a GenBank genome assembly